Molecule: messenger RNA, 1773 nt
Organism: Spirodela intermedia
Lineage: Eukaryota; Viridiplantae; Streptophyta; Magnoliopsida; Alismatales; Araceae
Source: the annotation of a GenBank genome assembly
AUGGUGGGAAUGUCCCAGCUGAUAUCCACAACCCUCUCCUCCCCGGCCUCCCCUGCGUGCCCCUUCCAGAGAUGCCGGCGUAGUCAGGCCACGGCCCCCAGAAGGCUCAGAGCCGGUCGCCCGGCGGUGAUCUCCUGCGAGAGCGGACCGUCGGAGAGGGUCGACCGGCGGGAGGUGCUGCUGGGGCUGGGUGGGAUGUGCGCCGCUGGUGGCCUGGGGGUCGGCCGGCGGGGGGACGCCCUCGCGCUGCCCAUCCAGGCCCCGAACCUGUCCGAGUGCCAGACGUCGGGGACCAGCUCCGGCAACAACUGCUGCCCCCCCUACAGCGCCACCAUCCUAGACUACAAGUUCACCCCGACAGGAAAGCUGAGGGUGCGGCGGCCGGCGCACAAGGUGGACGAGGCCUACCUGGCCAAGUACAAGAAGGCGGUGGAGCUGAUGAGGGCGCUGCCGGCGGACGACCCGCGGAGCUUCGUCCAGCAGGCCAACGUGCACUGCGCUUACUGCGACGGCGCCUACGACCAGGUGGGGUUCCCCGGACUGGAGCUGCAGGUCCACGAGUCCUGGCUCUUCUUCCCCUUCCACCGCUUGUACCUCCACUUCCACGAGAGGAUCCUCGGCAAGCUCAUCGGCGAUGACAGCUUCGCCCUGCCUUUCUGGAACUGGGACGCCCCCGACGGCAUGAUCCUGCCGCGGAUCUACACCGACCCCAGCUCUUCCCUCUACGACCCGCUCCGCAACCCCGCCCACCAGCCACCGGAGGUGCUCGACAUGGACCUCGACGACGGCGAUGCCCCCACAAGGCAGAAGCAGAUCGAACGCAACCUGUCCCUCAUGUACAGGCAAAUGGUCUCCAACGCAAAGACCACCCCUUUGUUCAUGGGCUUGCCCUACCGCGCCGGCGGUAAUCUCAAACCCGGGGCCGGGUCCAUGGAGAACUCGCCCCACAGCUCCAUCCACAUCUGGGUGGGCGACCCUUCCCAGCCCGAUGGCGAGGACAUGGGCACCUUCUACGCCGCCGGUAGGGAUCCCAUCUUCUACGCCCACCACGCCAACGUCGACCGGAUGUGGCAGGUGUGGAAGAAGCUGAGCCCGAGGAACGUCGACUUCACCGACCGGGACUGGCUGGAUACGUCCUUCCUCUUCUACGACGAGGACGCCCGCCUGGUAAGGGUGAAGGUGAGGGACUGCCUCGAACCCGAGAAACUGGGGUUCACUUACCAGGAAGUAGACAUCCCGUGGAUUAAAAAGCGUGCCACGCCUCGGGCCACCCCCACAUCGGAGUCGUCUUCCACCUCCUCGUCGCCCCCGUCGAGGAAGAAGAGGAGGGCGAAGCUGCUCAAAUCCGCGGGGGGGGCAGUGACUUUCCCGCUGACGCUGUCGUCGGUGGCCUGCAUCACGGUGAAGCGGCCCAAGGUCUCACGGAGCCAAACCGACAAGGACAAGGAGGAGGAGACCCUCGUGGUGGAGGGGAUCGAAUUCAACCCCAAAAACCGCUUGAAGUUCGACGUCUACGUCGACGACACCGACGCCGGCGAAGUCAAGCCCGACGACAGCGAGUUCGCCGGCAGCUUCAUCAACGUGCCGCACGGGAGAAACCACGACAAGAAGAAGAAGAUGGAACCGGUGACGACCACCCUGCGGCUGGGGAUCACCGACCUGCUGGAGGACCUCAAGCUGGACGACGACGACGAGGUCCUCGUCACCCUCAUCCCCCGCAAGGGCAAGGGGAAGAUCAAGAUCGGAGGGAUCCGCAUAGAGCUCUCAUCCUGA